UGUUAUCACUCAUAAUACACUCUUGCGGGGAUUAGAAGACGCUACCCAUGUUCGCCCAAUCAGCCAUCCACUCCAACCGCCCACGAGUCGGCGGCAAAGCACCUGAACAAGGCAUGGUACAACAUGGCAGUGCAACAAAGCCUUCUUUCGGCCCUCACCUAAAUCCAUGGUGGAGUUAAUAACAAUUCCUAUGUGCUCCAUAUAUAGCGGCAUGGCCCGCUGGCCCAUCGCUUGGUGUUCACCUGUUUUUCAAACUACUACUUUUUAUCGCGAUGUCCGACGAUGUUAGAGUCAAAAAUUUCCUGCGAAUACUUAUCCCAGGCCAAGAGCCAAAUAUUGACAUCGUUGCCGUACACGGCCUUAAUCCCAAAAACAAAGACUAUCAUGCCGAAAGGACCUGGAUGUCCGGCGAGAAGCUAUGGCUGAGAGACUUUCUUCCACACCAGCUACCGAGGGCUAGGAUCUUGCUUUUUGGAUAUAAUUCCAACGUGGGAAUCCAAUCUUCUUCAGCUGGUGUACGAGAACAGGCGCAGAAUCUCUUGAACAGACUACGCCUGGAAAGACAGGGCUUCGAGAAUCGACCUAUAAUUUUUAUUGCUCACAGCCUUGGUGGAAUUCUUGUGAAAGAGGCUCUUGUUCAAGCAAAACUUGGAGAGGCAUACUAUUCGAUUUACACUGCCACGUUCGGGAUAGCCUUCUUUGGCACUCCACACCGAGGAAGUCCUCUGGCACGAGUAGGAGAUGUAGUUGCCAAGGUCGUGAGAACUGUGCUCAGAAACCCAAGUAAUACCUUCCUGAAUGCUUUGAAGAAGGAUGAUCUUUACGCAAAUGAGCUUUCGUCAAAUUUCCAGCAGUUGCUAGAAAACUACCGGUAUCUCAACUUUUAUGAGACAUUGCCCUUUAAAAGCUUUGGCAUGAUAGUGGAAAAGAACUCGGCUACAUUCGGUCUACCUGGUUCACGAGAAACAGCAAUUGCAUUGAAUGCCGAUCAUGAAGAAAUAUGCAGAUACGCGAGCGAAUACGACGAAGAUUACAAACAUAUAUCUGCACUUAUAGUUGAACUUGCAGACUCAGCCACAAAGGAAUUCGGAGAGAAGUCCUUAUUCGGGAAUUUGAGCGGCUCAGAGUCUACUCUUGUGGCCGACGAGAGCGAUCCAGCCUUUUUUGUGAUGCCUUACGCACGUAACCCUGGUUUUAUAACCCGCAAACCUAUUGUUCAACAGUUAAGAGAUCGCAUCACACCAAUUGGAGAAUCUCAUUCACGAGUCGCACUUUUCGGGCUUGGGGGUGUUGGGAAAUCACAAAUUGCUAUUGAGUUUGCCUAUCAGAUCCGUGCCGAGUGUCCUCAAACUUCAGUGUUUUGGAUACACGCGAGCAGCAUUGAACGCUUCCGAAAAGGAUACUAUAAUAUCCUGAGCGAGUGUGAUAUCCCGGAAGUGGACACCGAAAAAUACGAUAAAUUGAUUCGCGUCAGAGAUUGGCUUGAAAAUGAGCACAAAGACUGGCUUAUGAUCAUUGAUAAUGCCGACGAGGCUUCACUUUUCCUGUCGAGCGGAGAACUUUCUCAUGGCAAGUUGAAAAAGAACUCAUCCACAGCAGAACUUUCAAUCUUGGACUAUCUCCCGAAAUGUGUCCACGGCUCAAUUCUCAUUACCACAAGAAACCGUGCUGCAGGGGUCAAAUUUACCCAAAGCUGUCCCGCGGAUCUUGUUGAAGUCCAGACCAUGACCGAGACGGAGUCAAAAAACCUCAUCAAAUCUACCGUGACUGACCAUAUUCCUACUGAGCUGGAGAUGCACCAGCUCUCUGAUUUGCUUGAUCAUUUGCCUUUAGCGCUAGUUCAAGCUUCUGCCUUCAUGCAGGAAAACAUGCUGAGUGUAGGGGAAUACAUCGACCUGUAUCAUGAUAGCGAUGAGACAAGAAUGGACCUACUAUGCGAGUCCUUCGAGACCUUAGGGAGAGAUACGGAGGUUCCUAAUGCUGUGGCUACCACAUUGAUAGUUUCCAUAAACCAGAUCAAGGAGCGAGACCCUAAGGCAAUCGAGGUAUUAUCUCUCAUGGCUUUCCUUGACCAGCAUGACAUUGCCAAAAGCUUGGUCAAGCAACAAGUGAAGCGCCCGCUAGAGCUCACCAAAGCCUUAGGGACUUUGAAGUCAUUUUCGCUUAUCAUGGCGAACGAACAACGAGCAAGCUUUUCUCUCCAUCGAUUGGUACAACUGGCCAUGCGCAAGUGGCUGAUUGUCGAAUCUGCGUUUGAGGAUAAAGCUAUCCAAGCGAUGGACGUCGUUGCCGAGUUGUUUCCUAACGCCACACAUGAAAACUGGGCUAUCUGUGCGGCUUAUCUUCCUCAUGCCCAGACAGUUCUCCAGUUUAUACCAGAACUAGAUGGAAAGCUUCUGAGGAGAAAACUUUAUCUUCAAGAAGGUAUAGCCUUUUAUCUAUGGUCGCAGGGCUAUUGCAAAGAGGCAGAGGAACUGGACCUUCUGAUCGUCGAAGCGAACAAACGGGAAUAUGGCAUGGAACAUCCGGAGACGCUUGAAAGCCUUGGGGGCCUCGCAUCGACGUAUCAAGACCAGGGAAGAUGGUCUGAAGCCGAAAAGUUAGACUUACAUUUAGUUGAGACAUGGAAAAAAUUACGAGGACCUACGCAUCAUCUAACGCUAACCAGCAUGUCCAACUUGGCAAAGAUAUACCAACACCAAGGUCGGCUCAGGGAGGCUGAAAGCCUGGCGCUACAUGUCAUGGAAACAAGGAAAUCAGUCUUUGGUACUGACCAUGAAAGCUCCAUUAAUUCCAUGGCCAACUUUGGACAUCUUUGCAUUGACUUAGACCGCUUGGAGCAGGCUGAAGAGCUAAUAAAAUAUGCUUGGAAUUGGAGGAAGAAUAAAUUUGGAGUGGACGAUGAAGCUACGCUUUCUUGUGCAGCUACCCUGGGGGCAAUCUAUUGUUCUCAACAUAAGCUGGAACAAGCGGAGCAAUGGACCUUGGACACACUUCAUAAAAUGGAAGAAAAGAUGGGACCCAAUCAUCCAAACACCCUCAUGAACAAAGGAAACCUGGCGUCAGUUUAUAAAGAUAAAAAAGAGUGGGACAAAGCCGAGGAGCUGAUUCUCGAGGUCAUAAAAGAAGUGACAAAGCAAGUUGGGCCUACUCAUUUUGAUACACUUGUUCAUAGGCAACUACUUUCCCUUAUAUACUGGGGAAAAGGCCUUAUAGAACAGGCUGAAAAGAUGGAGGAGGAUAUUUUUCGUGAAGCUCUGGAAACCCUUGGACCAAAUCAUUAUUUUACGCUGACAUGUAUGCACUUGACAGCUAUUACUCGGAAGUGCCAAAAUCGGGAAAUUGAAGCUGUCAAUUUGAUGGUGGAAGUGGUGAACGGCAGAGAAAACAUGCUGGGCCCCUACCAUGAGAGUACUUUGGAGUCUUUAGGGGAGCUGGUCCAGUGGUGUGGUGAAGAUAAAGCAAUAGAAAUGCUGCUGGACACAGAAGAGUGCUCAUAA
Molecule: messenger RNA, 3500 nt
Organism: Aspergillus wentii DTO 134E9
Lineage: Eukaryota; Fungi; Ascomycota; Eurotiomycetes; Eurotiales; Aspergillaceae
Exons: 8
Coding region: 273-3500 (1075 amino acids)
Molecular function (GO): protein binding
Source: RefSeq, a predicted model, not a curated record